This is a messenger RNA of Adineta ricciae, 234 nucleotides long. The record is from the annotation of a GenBank genome assembly. NCBI's taxonomy places the organism in Eukaryota, Metazoa, Rotifera, Eurotatoria, Adinetida, Adinetidae.
AUGUUCGGUUUUUAUUAAUAUUUUUUAGCAACAUUACCGGUUUCAACAGCGUCAGCUGAACGAAGUUUUAGUAAAUUGUCAAGCAUCAAAACCUAUCAUCGUUCGACAAUGAAACAAAACAGGCUAAAUGGCUUAGCUAUGGCAUACAUUCAUAAAGAUAUUAAUAUUGAUGCCGAUGAAAUUUUAAAAAUUUAUUGUCAAAAAUAUAAUCGUCGUCUUGAUUUUGGCAUGUAA